AUGGGGGACACAGCGCCCCCACAGGCCCCCACAGGAGGGCUAGGGGGGGCCCCUGGGGCGGGGCUCCUUGGAGGGGGCUCAGUCACCCCGAGAGUGCACAGUGCUAUCGUGGAGCGCCUCCGGGCUCGGAUCGCCGUCUGCCGCCAGCACCACCUAAGCUGUGAAGGACGCUAUGAACGUGGUAGGGCUGAGAGCUCUGACCGGGAACGAGAGAGCACCUUGCAGCUCCUGAGCCUGGUACAGCAUGGCCAGGGGGCGAGGAAGGCUGGCAAGCACACCAAGGCCACCACUGCUGUGGCCACCACUACCGCCCCUCCACCGCCCCCUGCUGCCCCUCCUACAGCCUCUCAAGCCGCAGCGACAGCCGCCCCACCGCCCCCACCAGACUAUCACCAUCACCACCAACAGCACCUGCUGAACAGUAGCAGUAAUGGUGGCGGUGGUGGGAUCGACGGGGAGCCGCAAUCACAAGCUUCAACCCCUGGGGACCAGAGGAACUCAGCCCUGAUUGCGCUCCAGGGUUCCUUGAAAAGAAAACAGGUGGUUAACCUGUCUCCUGUCAACAGCAAGAGGCCCAAUGGCUUUGUUGACAACUCAUUCCUUGAUAUCAAGAGAAUCCGUGUGGGGGAGAACCUCUCUGCAGGACAAGGGGGCCUGCAAGUAAAUAAUGGACAAAAUCAGAUUAUGUCAGGGAGCUUGCCCAUGAGCCAAGCACCCCUGCGGAAGACUAACACUCUGCCACCCCAUACACAUCCUCCUGGAAAUGGUAUCUUUAACAUGGGCUUAAAGGAAGUGAAGAAGGAACCAGGAGAGACUCUAUCUUGCAGUAAGCACAUGGAUGGCCAGAUGACCCAGGAGAGCAUGUUUUCCAAUAGGUACGGAGAGGACCCUGUAGAGCAGCUGAUGGACCCAGAGCUGCAGGAACUGUUCAACGAACUGACCAACAUAUCUGUGCCUCCCAUGAGUGACCUGGAGCUGGAGAACAUGAUCAAUGCCACCAUCAAGCAGGAUGACCCAUUUAACAUUGACUUGGGUCAGCAAAGCCAGAGGAGCACUCCCAGGCCCUCCUUGCCCAUGGAGAAGACAGUGAUCAAGAGUGAAUACUCCCCGGGCCUAACCCAGGGCCCCUCGGGCUCCCCUCAGCUGAGGCCCCCAUCAGCUGGCCCUGCAUUCUCCAUGGCCAACUCGGCGCUCUCCGCUUCCUCCCCGGUCCCUUCUGUCCCUCAGAGCCAGGCUCAGCCUCAGACAGCCUCGGGAGCAAGCCGGGCCCUGCCGAGCUGGCAGGAAGUAUCCCAUGCCCAGCAGCUCAAGCAGAUCGCGGCCAACCGUCAGCAGCAUGCCCGGAUGCAGCAGCACCAGCCUACCACCUGGUCGGCCUUGCCCUCCUCCGCUGGGCCAUCGCCAGGUCCGUUUGGGCAGGAGAAAAUCCCCAGCCCUUCUUUCGGUCAGCAGCCAUUCAGCCCGCAGAGCUCCACAAUGCCUGGGGUGGCGGGCGGCGGCAGCCAGUCGAAGGUGAUGGCUAACUACAUGUACAAGGCCAGCCCGUCGGCCCAGGGAGGGCACCUGGACGUGCUCAUGCAGCAGAAGCCUCAGGAUCUCAGUCGGAGUUUCAUGAACGCCCCGCACACAACCAUGGAGCCCCGGCAUGGCAACACUAAGCCUUUGUUCCAUUUUAACUCAGAUCAAGCAAGCCCGCAGAUGCCUUCUGUUUUGCCUUCCCAGGCUAAGCCUUCUCUCCUGCACUACACCCCGCAGCCGCCGCAGCCGCCCCCGCAGCCGCCCCAGCAGCCCCCGCAGCCGCCCCCGCAACCCCCGCAGCCGCAGAGCUCCAUUUCAGCUCAGCAGCCCCCACCGCCGCCGCCGCCGCAGUCCCAGCCCGCCCAGCCCCUGUCCAGUCAGCCUUUGCUAAGGUCCCCCUUGCCGCUGCAGCAAAAGAUCCUGCUUCAGAAAAUGCAGAACCAGCCCAUCACAGGCCUGGGGUAUCAAGUCUCCCAACAGCACCGACAGGAUCAACACUCUGUGGUAGGCCAGAACACAGGCCCCAGUCCAAGUCCCAACCCCUGCUCAAAUCCAAACACCGGAAGUGGUUAUGUGAACUCCCAGCCAUCACUGUUGAAUCAGCAAUUGAUGGGAAAGAAACAGACUCUACAGAGGCAGAUCAUGGAGCAGAAACAGCAGCUUCUCCUCCAGCAGCAGAUGCUGGUUGAUGCGGAGAAGAUUGCUCCGCAGGAUCAGAUAAAUAGACAUUUGACAAGGCCACCACCAGAUUACAAAGACCAAAGAAGAAACACGGGCAAUAUACAGCCAACUGCUGCUCAGUAUUCUGGUGGCUCAUCAGCUGUGAGUUUAAACUCUAACCAGGCUUUGGCAAACCCAGUUUCAACACAUACCAUUUUGACUUCGAAUUCCAGCCUCAUGUCUACUUCGCAUGGGACGAGAAUGCCAUCGUUACCCACAGCAGUUCAGAAUAUGGGGAUGUAUGGAAAUCUGCCUUGCAGUCAACCUGGCACAUACAGCGUCACUUCAGGAGUGAAUCAGCUGACCCAGCAGAGAAACCCAAACCAACUGAUAGCAAAUCAAACCACCCCUCUGAUGCCACGGCCACCUACCUUAGGGGCAAGUAAUAAUAAUAAUAACGUGGCCACUUUUGGAGCUGGACCUGUUAGCAGUUCGCAGCAGGUAAGACCAAAUUUAACCCACAGCAUGGCAAGCAUGCCAGCGCAGAGAACGUCGAAUGUAAUGAUCACAUCCAGCACAACAGCACCAAACUGGGCCUCUCAAGAAGCAACAGCCAAACAACAGGAAGCCCUGAAGUCCACAGCAGUCCGCUUCCCCACAGGUGCACCUGCAGCCUAUACUCCAAACCAGUCCCUACAACAGGCAGUGGGCAGCCAGCAGUUUUCUCAGAGGCCAGUGGCUCCUCCUAACCAGCUCACACCAGCAGUGCAGAUGAGACCCAUGAACCAAAUGAGCCAAACAUUAAAUGGACAGACCAUGGGUCCACUCAGAAGUCUGAACCUCAGACCCAGUCAGCUCAGCACACAAAUUUUGCCUAAUUUGAACCAGUCAGGAACAGGGUUGAGUCAGUCGAGGACAGGCCUGAGCCAGCCGCCAUCCCUGACCCCGGGCAGUUUCCCUUCGCCCAACCAAAGUUCCAGGGCUUUUCAAGGAACUGACCAUGGCAGUGACUUAGCUUUUGACUUUCUCAACCAACAGACCGAUAACAUGGGCCCUGCCCUGAACAGCGAUGCUGAUUUCAUUGAUUCUUUAUUGAAGACAGAGCCUGGUAAUGACGACUGGAUGAAAGACAUCAAUCUUGAUGAGAUCUUGGGGAACAACUCUUAAAGGAGAAGAGGGAGACAAUUAAUAAACUCCACGCACUAAAAGGCAGUAUUUCACAAGGACUCUGUAAAGGCCAAACUCUUGACUUUUAGUUGGACUAUGUGAAGAUACCUUGGCUUACACGUGGAAGCAGAAAGUUAACUGCAGUGCUUGGUUCAAAUGUUUGUUUUAAGUCUCAAACCUGAAAGUAAAAUCUUGGGAUCACCUUUCCCUAUCUAAACUCCAGGACACAGUAUCCAGUUUUCCCAAACAGAACUGUGAUGUUGAUGUGUAAUUAGUUGUGUAAAAUAGGCUUCCCAAGCUCCUUUCCUCCCUGAAAGAAAAGUAAUAGAGCUUGUCGCUUGCUAAAUCCCAUGUCAUAUGGAGGUUCUAGUUCCCAGCAACAAAUUCCUUCAUUUGCUCUAAUAGAUAAUAAGUGUGGUUUAAUCUUCACACUCCUGUCUUUUCAUUUAGUUUUCCUAAGACGUCCAGGGUAGAUUAAAAUGUUAUAGGUUUGUUUGGAGUAACCAAACAGUGCCCCAAGUAGAGCAAAGCCAGAGAAACUAGAGAACAUCCAAUGGAUUAUAGAGUUUCUUCCCCAGAUUCACCUCUCACUUGGUCAGUUUUCCCACAUACGCCAUACUUCCGCAACAUGCCAUGUCUAGUGGUGAAACAAGAUUGCAGCUCUCCAACUUUAUUUGGGCUUCCACAAUCAAUUCCUGAAUCCAUUUCCAAUUAGAUAAAAAUCACAACUUGUCCUAAUCAUACUGAAAUAUUGGUGCAUAUAUGUCUGCAUCAGAUUUCACUAUUUCAAAAAGAAAACAUCCCAUGGGACAUGGCUACAAAGGAGAUUUAUCCAGCCACAAAUAACCUGGGGUGUUGCUUCUUGUGAUCAAGCCUGCUGGUUAGUUCCCAUGCCGAGUGAAAUUGAGCCUUGUCUUCCCUGCUUAUUUUGAUGACCAGAGACUGACUUGUAAGAAAACGGAGAUAAGAAGGUAUCUUGUUUUGAUUGGAGAUAAGAAACAGAAGAUCAGGACAAGAAAUGGUGGGUAUGGUUGGGUACAGAUCUAUUUCACAGGGUUUGAAGGAAAGCAUAAUUGAGAGAGAAAACAAUCUGUCCUGAUUUGGGCAUAUUUUGGGUGAACAGCUAAAGAGAAUGUGAUCUGUUCCAGUAGCAAUGUGUUCAUUCUUGGCUCCCUGAUAUGAUAUAUCUUCACCACAUGCUAGACGGACCCUGCAUUAUCCAGGUUUUCUCCCUCAGGGCUGAGCACUGUAUCAAAGAAGGAGUUUUUGUUGAGUCAUCUCACCUCAGCGCCCACACACAGAUCAGCUAUAAAAUGGGGAGGACAUGUGCUGAUUUGGAAUGGAUGCAAAAUAUCACUAUCAUUUUCCUCGUUACAGAAGAACAUAGGUUAUCUUCAACCUUUUUAGUUAUAUGCCCACAUACUCAAUUAUCAGAUGUAAUUUAACUGGACUUGUUUAAUAACUAAGUCUUUUGAUACCUGUGCUAAAAAAGAUCAUAUUUUGAAAGUUCUGCAAAGCCCUCUCUCAAUCUUUAAAAUGUCUAGAAGAACACUCUUUCUUUUACACAAUACCAACAUCACUGGCCCAGAAUCUUUUCUGUGCUAGGUUGUAAAUAUGAAUAAAUGACUUGUUUUGUAAACUUUUGUAAAGAAUAUUUUGGUAGAAAUACUUAAAACAUAUUCUUUGGGUUAUAUUUAUACAUAUGUGAAAUAAAUAUACUAUCAAAAGGUUAUAUUUUAUACAAAAAGUAAAUUGUUACCUUUUGUAUGCUAAUAUACAAAGUUUUGUAUAAUAUGGUUUAUUUUUAGCUCUACACUUAAACCGUAAGAGGUCAAGUGGGAACUUUUGAAAACUAUCAAGAGGCUUGUUAGACAAAUUUAUAUUCUGAAACCUCAAGAAGAAAGCAUUCCAGGUUUCAAUUUUUUCUUUUUUUUUUCUGCUCCCAAAUUAUUUUUUAAACCCAUAGUUCUUUUGUCUUAUUUGAUCCUACUGCUGUGCACAUUGUAUUGGUUCUUGUUGCAUGUGGUCUACUGUGUGUUUUCCCAUUUUAUAAAACAGUGUUUCUCCAUGCAAAAAAGGAAAAAAAAUAUGUACAUAUAAACACUUUUAUUUUAUGACUCCUCCAUGUUACUGUAUAUAUUUGCCAGUACUUCCCAGUUACACUCCUGUGAUUCAGCUUAUUUUUACCCUAACAUAAAUAGUAUGUUUUGUAGUAGCUAUCAAAUUUAAGAGAUAAAGCAAUCAGAAUGUUUGGAUUUUCUUCUAUCUUAAUGUGAAUUUCAUAAUUAAUGUCUAUUUAUUCAGCUACUCAUUAAAAUACAGGAUUCUUUGGAAAAAAAUGGUGUAGUCUAUAGUUUCUGUUUUUUGGCAGCCUAUGACCAAAGAUGACGUAAUUUUCCUGAAAGCUGAGAUGAUGACAAUUUGAUAGACAGAAUAUAGCCAAAACUUGAAGAUUUACAACGUAAAAGCUAUUGGAAUCCAAUCUCCCAUUUAUAAAGAUACCGGACUACUUAAUUCUUGGCAUUGUUUAUCAUUCUAACAUAUUAAACAGGAGGUAGAAGUCAUUUUUUUUUUUAAUUCAAAGACUAGUAAGCAGUUUAGGCAAAUAAUUCAUUCUUGGCUUUGUGUUAAGCCCAAUGAAGAUAAAUAACCUUGCUCUGAGUGAAUGCACUAAUAUUACUUGCAUUACUGUAACUGUACCCAUAACUGUAAAGAUUUCAACUUGUAAAACAAGUAUUUUGUAUUGUGUGUAA
Molecule: messenger RNA, 6098 nt
Organism: Callorhinus ursinus (northern fur seal)
Lineage: Eukaryota; Metazoa; Chordata; Mammalia; Carnivora; Otariidae
Gene: MAML2
Product: mastermind like transcriptional coactivator 2
Biological process (GO): positive regulation of transcription of Notch receptor target; Notch signaling pathway
Cellular component (GO): nuclear speck; nucleoplasm
Molecular function (GO): transcription coactivator activity
Source: RefSeq, a predicted model, not a curated record